Molecule: messenger RNA, 492 nt
Organism: Apiotrichum porosum
Lineage: Eukaryota; Fungi; Basidiomycota; Tremellomycetes; Trichosporonales; Trichosporonaceae
Gene: FCY1
Product: cytosine deaminase
Exons: 4
Coding region: 1-492 (163 amino acids)
Molecular function (GO): diaminohydroxyphosphoribosylaminopyrimidine deaminase activity
Source: RefSeq, a predicted model, not a curated record
AUGCCCGCCGUCACCCCCGACCAGUACCCCCAGUUCAUGCGCGUCAGCGCGCACGAGCAGGCCCUCAAGAGCCUGUCCGAGGGCGGUAUCCCUAUCGGAGCCGCCAUCGUCCACCUCCCCACUGGCGACGUCCUCGCCCGCGGCCACAACCAGCGCGUGCAGAUGGGUUCCAACAUCCGACACGGCGAGACUGACGCGCUCGAGAACCUCGGCCGCGUCCCCGAGGGUCUCCUCCGCGAGUGUGCCAUGGUCACCACCCUCAGCCCCUGCUUCAUGUGCUCGGGUACUUGUCUCUUGUACAAGAUUCCUCUGAUUAUCCUUGGCGAGAACGACAACUUUGUCGGCGGUGAGGACCUCGUCCGCUCGCACGGCGUCGAGGUUGUCAACCUCAAGGACGAGGCCGUCACCAAGAUGAUGACCGACUGGAUCGCCAGCCCCAACGGCCAGAAGAUCUGGAACGAGGACAUUGGCGAGGUCACCGUCAAGGCCUAA